AGCAGGUUAACCCCCACCUUGAUCUUGUCGGUGUUCACAGCAGUCUUGGGAUCCUUGCAGUUUGGAUACAACAUCGGAGUCAUCAAUGCACCGCAAAAGAUCAUCGAACAGAGCUACAAUGCCACGUGGAUGGCACGCCAGGGCAAGGAGGAGCCGAUGCCCAUUGACCCCGGCACCCUCACCACACUCUGGUCCUUGUCCGUCGCCAUCUUCUCCAUCGGGGGCAUGAUCUCCUCCUGUAUGGUGGGCGUUGUCUCAGAAUGGCUGGGCAGGAAGAGGGCUAUGAUUGUAAACAACGGCCUGGCCUUCGUGGGCGGUGCUCUGAUGGGCCUGGCGCAGGUCGGGAAGUCCUACGAGAUGAUGAUCCUGGGACGCUUCUUCAUCGGGGUGUUCUCAGGUUUCGCUUCAGGCCUCGUCCCCAUGUACGUGGGAGAAAUCUCCCCCACCAACCUGCGGGGGGCGCUGGGCACACUCCAUCAACUGGCCAUCGUCACCGGGAUCCUGAUUGCCCAGGUGUUCGGCCUGAGCUCCAUCCUGGGCACCGAAGUCUUGUGGCCCCUCCUGAUGGGCCUGACCGUGGUGCCCUCUGCCCUCCAGCUGCUGCUCUUCCCCUUCUGCCCGGAGAGCCCGCGCUUCCUCUACAUCAUCCGCAACAAGGAGUCUAAGGCCAAAGAAAGUCUCAAGAGGCUGACGGGCUGCGCAGACGUGAGCGCCGCACUGAACGAGAUGAAGGAAGAGAAGCGGCGCAUGGACAUGGAGCGCAAAGUCUCCAUCCUGGAGCUCUUCCGCUCCCGCAUGUACCGCCAGCCCCUGCUGAUUGCCGUGGUCCUACAGCUCUCCCAACAGCUGUCCGGCGUCAACGCCAUAUUCUACUACUCAACCGACAUCUUCACAAAGGCGGGGGUGGAGAGUCCCAUCUACGCCACCAUCGGAGCCGGGGCGAUCAACACCGCUUUCACGGUCAUUUCUCUGUUCUUGGUGGAGCGGGCAGGGAGGCGCACGCUGCAUAUGCUGGGCCUGGCUGGAAUGUGCAUAUGCGCCUUCCUGAUGACCGCGGCCCUCGCCUUGCAGGAGAAAGUGCCGUCCAUCAGCUAUCUCAGCAUGGUGGCCGUCUUUGGCUUUGUGGCGUUCUUCGAGAUCGGGCCGGGGCCCAUCCCGUGGUUCAUCGUGGCCGAGCUGUUCAGCCAGGGGCCCCGCCCGGCCGCGAUGGCCGUGGCCGGAUUCGCCAACUGGACUUGCAACUUCAUCAUCGGCAUGAGUUUUCAGUCGAUUGCUGACGCGUGCGGCCCCUACGUCUUCCUCAUCUUUGGAGUCCUCCUCCUGAUCUUCUUGGGCUUCACCUACCUCAAGGUCCCCGAGACCCGAGGGCGCACCUUCGAUCAGAUCGCCACUGCAUUCCGACGCACCCCGUCCUUGUUGGACCACGAGAUCAAGCCAUACACAGAGUUGGACGAACUAAGCCCAGAGAACCACGAAUGA
Molecule: messenger RNA, 1479 nt
Organism: Euleptes europaea (tarantolino)
Lineage: Eukaryota; Metazoa; Chordata; Lepidosauria; Squamata; Sphaerodactylidae
Gene: SLC2A4
Product: solute carrier family 2 member 4
Exons: 10
Coding region: 130-1479 (449 amino acids)
Biological process (GO): cellular response to insulin stimulus; D-glucose transmembrane transport
Cellular component (GO): membrane
Source: RefSeq, a predicted model, not a curated record